AUGGUGAGUAUUUUACCACUGUAAUACUUGAGUAAUAUUCAUUGAAGUUGCAUGUUGUUGCAGUUCGCCAAUCUUUAUGAAAUUGUGAACAAGCGUCCUGUUGACAACGCCAUUGUUGACAACACUGAAGUUUUAGAAUCGCAGUAAUUGCAAUUCAUCAUAGUACAUAUUGCUAUUUAACUGGCGAAAUAUCCAUGUUCGAUAUAUAAAGCUUAACUUGUCGUAUUAUAGGUCUACCACAAUUCAGAUAUUUGAUUGUAAUCGUGACUUGUAUUCAGCCCGAUAACUCUUUCGACAUUUUAUUAAAUUUAUACGUGAAUUGUUCUAAUCGAGCUUCUAAUUAAAUUCCAUCAAUUCGAAAAUCGUUGCAUUUUGUAGCAUAUUUACUACCGUUUUAAAAAUCCACGUAGAAAGCUUAUAGAGAUUAAAAUAUUAGUUCAGUUGGCUUGUGAGUUGUGAAGACACUGGCAUAUUAUUUUAAUGCCUUUGAUAAAAUUUUUUAGAAUUUUUAAUCCUUCUAAAUAUUUGUGUAAGAAAAUUCUUACUUUUGAACUUUGUAGUUGCAAUAAAAUCGUUGUAAAGAAAUCUUUGCUUUGGAAAUUAAUAUUGAGUUUAAAGCAGGUGCAAAUUUGGUGAUGAAAGUUUGAUUUAGAAGUUUCUACAAGCAAUUAAAACGAGAAUUUGUCGUUUAAGAUUGUCGUUAAGAACGUUUGUGAAACUGUAGGAAUUGGAAUUUUAGGGCGUGAACUAUUAAAAUUUACGAUUAUACAGCAUUUGAGCAUUAUAAAACGUAGUUAAAUAAUUUGUAUUGUUAUAACUAACAUUUGUUUCUAUGGAUUUACAAGAAACUGAAAUAAAAUUCCUUUGGUAAACUUUGAAAGCAAGUUUUUUGUUAAUUUGUCCUGUCUUUGGUCAAAUUAUGACAAUACUUAUUAUUCUUCACAAUACUUGUUUUUAUUUUAGGACUAUGGCAGAAUAAUUUUAAAAACAGAUGUCUUUUAAUUAAUCUGAUAGCAAUUUUAUAGGAGUAUCCUUACUUUUCAUGAAAGACCUUUUAUUUUUUUAAAAAAAUAUUGCUUACUCUAUUAAUGGAAUAAAAAAUUAAUGAAUUCAUGCUUGGUUAGAAAUUGUGUUUUUAUUUUCAUAUUUAUUACAGUUUAGCAUGCUGCUAUAUUUGUGCAGACUGUAUUAUACUCAAGCCCACAAAUCAUGUUGUGGAAUGGCAUGCAGAAUGGGGUGGGGUUGGGAGGAUUAGGGUUGGGUUAGAGUUGGGUUAGAGUUGGGUUAAGUUUAUUAGGUUGGGGUGGAGUAAUGUCUCAAAAUAUGUCUUCGUACUCAAUCUGAAUGCUAUUCCACAUGGACGUUCUCAGCCUUUUACAUUUAUAUUUUUAUUUUAUUCCACUUAUUUUAUUAUGUAGGCUGAUCAACUGACUGAAGAACAAAUUGCUGGUAAUUGAAACAUUUUGUAGACAUAUUGUAACAAAAUACUAUUUUGGUAUAAGUAUAUGUUUUGAUAAAAGCUUUUUGUUGACCUGGUGUGUUAUGUUUACCAUUGUUAGAAUUCAAAGAAGCGUUCAGUUUAUUUGACAAAGAUGGUGAUGGAACUAUCACAACAAAAGAAUUAGGCACGGUCAUGAGGUCACUUGGACAAAAUCCAACAGAAGCUGAAUUGCAAGAUAUGAUUAACGAAGUAGAUGCUGAUGGUUAGGAGCACUUAUACCUUUGAUCAUUCUGUCAUUCAACCCAAGGUUUAUUAGCCUUGUUUUUCUUCCAGAAACUUCAUGAUCUUUUAUACAAUUCUAGGAAAUGGAACAAUUGACUUCCCAGAAUUCUUGACCAUGAUGGCACGUAAAAUGAAGGAUACGGAUAGUGAAGAAGAAAUCCGUGAAGCAUUCCGUGUGUUUGAUAAAGACGGCAAUGGCUUCAUUAGCGCAGCUGAAUUGCGUCAUGUGAUGACAAAUCUUGGUGAGAAAUUAACCGAUGAAGAGGUUGAUGAGAUGAUCAGAGAGGCUGAUAUUGAUGGUGAUGGACAGGUUAACUAUGAAGGUAACAAAUCAGGCAUAAAUUUUAAUAACCAACAUUGAUUUUUUGUUUAUCUUUUGACAAUGAACACAUCUAUCUGCAAAGGAACUGAUUUUAAUUGUCAAAAAUUUGAAAGUGUUCAAUUAACAUUUGUUAUCUUCAAUAACUCCCAGUAUUUUUUCUAAUUUAGCUCAGCAGAAAUUUACUUUCUUAGAAAUUUACUUUUUCAUUGUUGUAAUUCUAAUUGGAUAUUAAUUAAAGAGUUCUAAUUGGAUAUUAAAAUAGUUAUAUGUAAUAUAGUGGAUUAUCCAAUAGCUCUAUAGAAUUUGUUAAUUGGGAAGUGGUAUUAAUAUGGAUUUAUGCACAAGAAAUUUUCUUCCUUAAUUAAAGUACAUUUGAGCCAAAUGUUUUACAUUUACAUAAAAUGUGCAAUUAAUACAAUGCAAUACAGAUCAAUAUACAGAUAACAUAUUAAUACAGUACUAUGAAUAACAAAGUUAUAUUUAUAUUAUUUCAAUAAGAAUAUUUAUAUGUCCUGUUCAUAUUUCUUGUCUAUUGUGAUCCCAUCAACUUGACAAAUUCUAAAAAGUUGAAAUAGCUAUGAUCAAUUUGCAUUCUAAAUUUUUCUGUUUGCAGAAUUUGUGAAAAUGAUGACCUCCAAGUAA
Messenger RNA from Paramuricea clavata, 2687 nucleotides. NCBI's taxonomy places the organism in Eukaryota, Metazoa, Cnidaria, Anthozoa, Malacalcyonacea, Plexauridae. The record is from the annotation of a GenBank genome assembly.